AUGCUAAAUACUUCACCCAUAAAUAUCGAACAAUGGCUUCAGGACAAUGGCCAUCUUCUGCAGCCUCCGGUCAACAACUUUUGUCUGCACAGAGGCGGUUUCACGGUGAUGAUUGUGGGAGGGCCCAACGAACGGACUGAUUACCACGUCAAUCCCACACCAGAAUGGUUUCACCAGAAACGGGGCUUCAUGACCUUGCGGGUCGUUGAUGAGACCUUGGAGGGUGCAGCUCGCUUCAAGGAUGUCACGAUUCGCGAAGGUGACUCGUAUCUGCUACCUGCCAAUGUGCCACACAACCCCGUUCGUUACGAAAAUACUGUGGGCAUUGUUGUGGAGCAGGAUCGUCCCGAGGGCAAACACGAUAUGCUGAGAUGGUACUGUUCGAAAUGUCAGUCCGUGGUGUGUCAGUUUGACUUCCAGAUGCAUGAUCUGGGCACCCAGGUGAAAGAGGGGAUUCUCGCGUUCGACAGUGACUUGAAGCACAGAAUAUGCUCCAAUUGCGGGACUGAGAACUUCUCAAAGCCGCAGUAA
Lachancea sp. 'fantastica' is the source of this 531-nucleotide messenger RNA. The record is from the annotation of a GenBank genome assembly. Lineage: Eukaryota; Fungi; Ascomycota; Saccharomycetes; Saccharomycetales; Saccharomycetaceae.